AUGUUGCCUCGUCAUCAGCUCAAUGCCUACCGACUAUACAAACAUCUGACGAAACGUAUUACAGACUGGUUGGUACCUACAGCCAAGGCCCAUGGCUAUCCCGGUGACCUGGGCUACGCCAAGGAAGACAAGAAAGGGUCAAUACCAACUAAUCGGAUCCGAGGAUGGACCUAUUCAAUUUCGACCCAGGAUUACAUUAGACUGGCCGAAUGGAUCGCUGAAGCGCAAAUACCUGUACCCUCCUGGAUUGACUUGGCCCUCGGUGAUUUGAUAGAGUCACGCAAAGAGUUUAGCCGAGAAUACGCCCGUCACCAAGCCGAAAAGGAUGUUCUGGCAGACCAGAAACAUGCACACUUUGUUCAAGUUUUGGAAAUCAUCCGCCAGAUUCUUCGGCCGUUGGUACAGACUCCAUCGGAAUCGGCGGUAGAAUCGGCAGCGACGGGGAAUACUCCUUGCGAACGACCCGAGCAGGUAACCAACAAUGCUACUAUUCACAAGACUGAGUCCUCAGGAACACAAGAUGAUGUUGUUCGCACGGCCAUGGCUGGCAUCGCGGUUCUCAGUACGUUCCGCGACACCAUUAUCCGAAUUUGGUUGGAUUAUCAGAAGGACAAAAUAGGCCUCGCCGCGGCUGCGAUCAGCACCAACACGGCGAUUGAAGCUGCCCGUCAAGAGAUGGAUAAAUUCGUUCCUGAAAUGGAAACAAAUGGCGGGAUAUUCCGAAUCAUGUCCCAAAUUUUCGACAAACAGGCAAGUGCCAUUGCCUGCGGGGAGAAACAUCUCGGUCCCUCUGGAGUUGAUUUUCUCCACUGCCCUUAUUGCGGCGAUGGUCUAUAUGAGCUCGGCCGGGAAUCAUUCUACUUUGUCACUCGAGAGCUGUUUUCCAUGGUGGAAAGGUUCAAGGAAAAGGCAUCCUUUAUGGGAACAGAAGAUGAAUAUCACCAAUACUUUGCUCGUAGCGACAGACCUACCAAGACGGCAUACGAAAAGCACAAAAAAGACAGAGCAAUCAUGGCCGUUGUUCUCGAUGACCUUUUUCACGUGACUCGAUUACAAAAUUAUCCGGUCAAAGACGAGAUGAUACGUGGUAUGAUUGCGCUCUCUGAAACGGGGCAGAUCCCAUUCUAUCUGAUUUUUGCUAUCCAGAUUCAUCUCGACAUCCAUGAUUUCUUGGGCGAAGGCGUAAUCUGGGCAUUUCAGACACUCCAAGUCCACGCAACUAAUAUCCAGGGCGACCUGAAAGCACAGCUUCAACUUCACCAGGAAGGAGGAAUGAAUCAUGAGAUACCAUCCAAGGAAGUUCGGGCACAGAUGGAUAUGAUUGACAUGGUUCUCACCGACCCUGUGUACGAAUUCAAGACACAGACGCUAAGAGACCGUGGUAUGGAAAUACCCCAAACCAUUGAACGCAAUCGCAUCCUAGAAAUGUCGCCCGUGCUUAGCGGAUUGAUUUUAUUUCGGAUUCGACUCGAGUACCGAAGAGCAAGUCUUGUAGGGCACUCAUUCGGAGCUAUUGCAUCUGCAAUUCAUUUGCAUAAUGCACUUCAGAGUGAAAAGCUAUUCACGGCUGAAUGGCAAGAUAUGGAUGUCGCUCGCAAAAUUCUUGGAGACUCUGUUGUAUUUGAUGGCGACGCACCCAUAGAUCCGAGCCACUACUUGAGGAAGUUUGAAGCACAAUUCGGACGCAAGGCCCAGAACCUCGCUGGGAGCAACUCUGUUGAAUCCAGAAAGUGCAUGCGAGAGAUAAAGCUGGAAAAUCAACUCCCAGUCUCGUCAAAGUUUGUCGAUCGUUAUGUAAAUUUGACGGAGCAGUCACUCUUGACAAUCGAUUCCGCCGAGAUUAUUCUUGGGUUUGGUAAUCACGGCAUUGCCCAAUACACACCCACGGAGCGCGGUACCGGCGCUCGCACUCGGGGUCAAGUCUUCGCCAGAGGAAAGAAACUCCGGGAACCAUUGAUCUAUCAGAUCGCAGUCUCGCUGACCAACGAGUGGGAUGAGAUCGCUUACCCCUGGAUGAGACUCUACUGUUCCUCCUGGGACUUUUUAAAAUGGGUGCACGAAAGGUGCCAUGUGGAUCUACGUGACCGAUUUGGACCAGGUUUUACUGCCCACAUGGAGAAAGAAUCAGGAUUCAUUUACAUGAACAGGUACAUCUUUGCGGCUCUCGUGGAUGGAAACCAAGAGGUAAGGCGGCAUGUAGCAGAUGGAACCCUAGACUUUUACUCCCGAAGCCAAGACCACCUUUUCAUGCAGCAGGAUGGAUGCUUCGGUCCCCCGAACCGUUACAUUUGA
Pestalotiopsis fici W106-1 is the source of this 2292-nucleotide messenger RNA. RefSeq lists its product as uncharacterized. Lineage: Eukaryota; Fungi; Ascomycota; Sordariomycetes; Amphisphaeriales; Sporocadaceae. The record is from RefSeq and is a predicted model, not a curated record. The transcript is spliced from 4 exons. Bases 1 to 2292 code for a protein of 763 amino acids.